This is a messenger RNA of Panicum hallii, 1785 nucleotides long. RefSeq lists its product as uncharacterized. The transcript has 3 exons. The record is from RefSeq and is a predicted model, not a curated record. Lineage: Eukaryota; Viridiplantae; Streptophyta; Magnoliopsida; Poales; Poaceae. Bases 1 to 1785 code for a protein of 594 amino acids.
AUGGGAGAACAUCUCUGCAAGUAUGGAUGGACGGAGGAUUAUACCCGGUGGAUCUACCACGGCGAGGGCGGACGAGUGAGAGAGGAGGCGGUGAGAGCACGCGUCGAGGAGUUUGAUGCGGAUGCUGGGGUAGCGGACAUGAUAGAGGACUAUCACGAGGCACAAUUUGCUGAAGGGUGUAUGGAGGAGGAGCCAGAGGCAAGCGCGAAGUCGUUCUAUGACAUGUUUGCCGCUGCGUUGAAACCCGUUCAUAGGCAUAUAGAUGUUUCUCAAUUGGAUGCCAUUGGACGCGUAAUAGUGUUGAAGUCGCAGUUUCAUCUGAGCAGAGACGCCUUCGAUGCUAUGUUGACGGUUUUUGCCAGUCUACUUCCGGAGGGUCACAUUCUGCCGAAGAGUAUGUAUGAGUCACAGAAACUCCUGCGCGCACUCAAGAUGCCGUAUGAGAAGAUUCAUGCUUGUUCGAAUGGAUGUGUAUUGUUCCGUAAAGAAUACGCGGAUGAUAAAUACUGUCCUAAGUGCAAAGCUUCUAGGUACAUUGAGGUUGACUCAGAUGAUGGCCACAAGAAGCAGCUUAACAUCCCCGUCAAAAUCUUGCGGCAUCUUCCUUGCAUACCGAGGAUCCAACGGUUAUACAUGAGCGAAGAGUAUGCGAAGCAGAUGAGAUGGCACAAAACUGGUAAACGGUACACUCGUGACAAGAUGGUGCAUCCGUCCGAUGGUGAAGCAUGGAGACAUUUUGAUCGCAUGCAUCCUGAGAAGGCUAGAGAUGCCCGUAAUGUGCGUGUUGCGUUGACAACGGAUGGAUUCAAUCCUUAUGGUGAAUUGUCUGCCCCAUACACAUGUUGGCCGGUGUUUGUUAUACCACUCAACCUUCCUCCCGGAGUAUGCUUUCAGCGACAGAAUGUAUUGUUGUCUUUGAUCAUUCCUGGACACCCGGGGACUAAAAUGGGUGUGUUCAUGGAGCCUCUCAUUGAUGAGUUGAUCCGUUCUUGGGAAGAAGGUGUGUUGACAUACGAUCGAGCUACAAAGACAAACUUCAAGAUGCAUGUGUGGUACUUGUACUCCCUGCAUGAUUUUCAAGCGUAUGGGGUAUUUAGUGGCUGGGAUGUCCAAAGUAAAUGUCCAUAUCCAGUUUGUAAGGAGGAUCUUCCGUUCGAGUGGCUGCGGAAGGGUGGCAAGUACUCGUCGUUCGACAAACAUCGACAAUUCCUACCUCUUGACCAUCCAUUCAGAUUGGAUCGCAAGAAUUUUACCAAAGGUGUCACCGUGACAGAGCUUGCACCUCCUAUCAUGACCAGCGCCGAAGUUCGUCGGUAUGUAGAUGGUCUUGUGGUCAAACCACAAGGUGGCUUUGAGGGAUACGGUCAGCAACAUUUCUGGACUCAUAAGUCUGGUUUGACUCGAUUGCCCUAUUAUGAUGAUCUUCUUCUUCCACAUAACAUUGAUGUAAUGCAUACUAAAAAGAAUAUUGCUGAGGAUAUUUGGGGAACACUCAUGGACAUUUCCGGUAAGACAAAGGACAACGUUAAAGCUAGACUGGACAUAGCAACGUUGUGUGAUAGACGGAAACUGGAGAUGCAGCCUCCUGGUCGCGAUGAGGAGGAGGAGGAGGAGGAGGAGGUGGAGGAUGAGGUCCAGGAGGAGACACAUCGGGAGACGGUCCUUGAGGAGGAGGAGGAGGAGGAGGAGACGAUAGAGGAUGCUUCUGGUUCUGGCGUUACCUCCAACGUCUACUUAAGUGGAGUUGGGUCAAAGUGGCGCCUGGAAGCCACAAGCGCCACGUGA